Molecule: messenger RNA, 315 nt
Organism: Fusarium redolens
Lineage: Eukaryota; Fungi; Ascomycota; Sordariomycetes; Hypocreales; Nectriaceae
Exons: 1
Coding region: 1-315 (104 amino acids)
Source: RefSeq, a predicted model, not a curated record
AUGUGCCUAUACGCAGCAAUUUGGUUCUCCAGCGUCGCCGUAUCAGCCCGCGCAAGUGCCCCGAUUGAGGCUCCUUUCCUUCCAGGUGCCGAGAUCCUCUCUCUCAGCGCAUCGCCCGUCCUUGACUACACGCAGAUCGCCACGUUCGCGUUCAACUAUAACCAUCCCACAGUUCAGGCAACCGGCCUCAACUUUUGCAAUGUGACCAUCACCUUAAACCACCCAGGUCAGGGAGACGAGGUGGACGCUGAGUCCUGGCUUCCACUGAGUACCUGGAAUGGCCCUGCUCAAGAACUUCUACGGCCGGGAGCAUGA